Molecule: messenger RNA, 494 nt
Organism: Onthophagus taurus
Lineage: Eukaryota; Metazoa; Arthropoda; Insecta; Coleoptera; Scarabaeidae
Gene: RpL31
Product: Ribosomal protein L31
Biological process (GO): cytoplasmic translation
Cellular component (GO): ribosome; cytosolic large ribosomal subunit
Molecular function (GO): structural constituent of ribosome
Source: RefSeq, a predicted model, not a curated record
AAAAAUUCUACUUUACCGACCGGUUUAGCUGUCAACAAAACCAAACCGACAUUUCUCUUUUUCAACAAGAAACCUCCAUAAGCAGGAGAAAUGGCAAAAACUAAAGGUGAUAAAAAAGGGAAAUCAGCCAUCAAUGAGGUUGUCACCCGCGAAUACACGAUAAACCUUCACAAAAGACUCCAUGGCAUUGGUUUUAAAAAGAGGGCCCCACGAGCCAUCAAAGAAGUCCGUAAGUUUGCCGUUAAACAAAUGGGAACACCUGAUGUCAGGAUUGAUACUCGUUUGAAUAAACAAUUAUGGUCCAAAGGAAUCAGGAAUGUUCCUUUCCGUAUUAGAGUUAGGUUGUCUAGAAGGAGAAACGAUGAUGAAGACUCCGCAAAUAAACUUUUUACGUUGGUGACUUAUGUACCCGUUGCUACUUUUAAGAGUUUGCAAACGGAAAAUGUUGACGCCAGUCAGGAAUAAAUAAAACGUUGGAUUAUUUAAUAAUAAAA